Loxodonta africana (African savanna elephant) is the source of this 6901-nucleotide messenger RNA. It is a transcript of the gene DHX29, whose product is annotated as DExH-box helicase 29. The coding region runs from base 2749 to 6669 and encodes 1306 amino acids. Gene Ontology annotation, biological process: translational initiation. Gene Ontology annotation, molecular function: RNA binding; ATP binding; RNA helicase activity. Gene Ontology annotation, cellular component: intracellular anatomical structure. NCBI's taxonomy places the organism in Eukaryota, Metazoa, Chordata, Mammalia, Proboscidea, Elephantidae. The transcript is spliced from 27 exons. The record is from RefSeq and is a predicted model, not a curated record.
GUGGUCCCCAAGUCCCUUGCUUUCUGUCCCGAGACCCUACUGGUUGUUUCGAGGGAGGAGCCUUCUGUCAUAGGCGGACCCUCCAUCCCGAAAUUUUUAUCUCCCGCACCUGGGGCCGUUAGCUCCCAGGACCAUGAAGAGGCCUCGUUUUUAAAUCACUGUAAGCUGUUUGGGCCUCCAGAGUUCCGACGGUUAGCCCGUAACCUCCACUUUUUCUCAUUAGCUCUUGUUUCAGCAGGGAUCAGUCCUGAGUCGUCAUCUCAGCUAGCUAGGGUAAAAGCAUGUGGAGUUCUUAGCUCUGUUUUCUGCCUGCCCCGCAUGUCGUUUUUAGCAAUGAUGUUGUGUUUCCAUGUGUUACGGAAAAAUCAAUACUUACAAGAAUUGCAGUUAUCUGAAAUCUUUUGCGCCGCCGUGUAUUUUUGCUUACUGUGCAAAUUGGUUUGAUAACGCAAAUUGGAGAUUGCCUAUUCCUGCUGCAAAUCAGCAGGCUACUAUUACAGCUGAUUUCGAAAGAUAAACGAUUAUACACUGUUUUGUUCUGCUCAGCUUGCUUGCUUGUAGUUCUUCCUGGAAUAUUCAUUCAACAAAUGUUUACUAAGCAUCCAGUCUGUAUCUGACAUUGUGAUAGGAUUUGACACAUCACCUCUCAAGUAGCUUGCGGAGAGACAGGCGUUUAUAAACCACACAAGCUAACCUAUUGCUAUAUAAUUGAUAAGUGCCACAAAGAAAAACCCAGGAAGGAAGUUGAAGAGGGUAAUCUAGUUUUCCUCUACUGGGAAGAAGGAGGGGUCAUGGAUAAUACCUGAAAAAGUGAUAGUUAAUCUGAGAUCAGGAUGAUAAAUAGGAGUUACUCUGUAAAGAAUGGCAGAAGUAGUAUUCCAAAAGCAAAGAUGAGAAGGCAAGGAGCAGGGAAACUGGAUGAAUGGGGCAGACAGGGUGGAAAUGGUGAGAGUGCUGACACAUUGUGGGGAUUGUAACCAUUGUCAUGGAACAAUUUGUGUAUGAAUUGUUGAAUGGGAAUCUAAUUUACUGUGUAAAGUCACCUAAAUCACAAUAUAAUAUUUAAAAAGAAUAGCAUUCCAAACAGAGGUAACAAGCUCCAUGUGCAAAGAUACUGAGUCAAGAAAGACUCUCCAGGGACACUAAAGAAACUUACAGAAUGUAGACAUUGUCUAUGGAGGAAAGGAGAUGAGACUUAAGAAGUAGGCAGGUACCAAAACACCACCAAGUCCACUGCCCUCUAGUGGAUUCCCACUAAUGGCAAGCCCAUAUGUUCCAGAGUAGAACUGCUCCAUUGGGUUUUCAUGGCCGUAAUCUUUAUGGAACCAGAUUGCCAGGCCUUUAUCCCACGGUGGUGCUGGGUGGGUUUGAAUGCCAACCCUGAGGUUAGUUAGUAAACCAGAAACCAAACCAUGGCCAUCAGAGUUGAUUUCAACUCAUACUGACCAUAUAGGACAGGGUAUAACUGCCCUAUAGCGUUUCCAAGGCUGUAAAUUUUUACAGAAGCAGAUUGCCACAUCUUUCUCUUCAGAGUAGCUGGUGGGUUCAAACCACCAAUCUUUUGGUUAGCAGCUGAGCACUUAACCACUGCGCCACCAGGGCUCCUUUCAGGUUGGUAACCAAACCAAACCGGUUGCUGUCAAGUUGAUUGCAACUCAUAGCGACCCUAUAGGACAGAGUAGAACUGCCCCAUAGAGUUUCCAAGUAGCGCCUGGUGGAUUCAAACUACUGACCUUUUGAUUAGCAGCCACACUUAACCACUGCACCACCAGGGUUUCCUUUCAGGUUGGUAACCAAACCCAUUGCCAUCAAGUCAAUUCCAACUCAUAGCGACCCUGUAGGAGAGGGUAGAACUGCCCCACAGAGUUUCCAAGGAGUGCCUGGUGGAUUUGAACUACUGACCUUUUUGUUAGGAGCCAUAGCACUUAACUACUAUGCCACCAGGGUUUCCUUCAGGUUAGUAGAGGAGCUCAAAUAUAGGGACCAAACCUUCUCUUAGAAGGUGGAUAACAAUUUUGCCCUGUAUCUUAUUGUAGUGUUUUAACUGUAGCAUUAUCAUGCCUGUAAUUAUAAACACACAGAAUUUCUCCUUGACUUCUGUUGCAUUUUUACCCUGCAAAUCAGCCUUUUUGUGCCUCUCCCUUUGUCUUCCCAACAUUCCUCUGAAUUCUUUGAACUCUGAUAAUCAUUUGUUGUAUUGCUUGUCGUCUCUUUCCCCCAGCCCCAAAACUGUGGCUCUUACUCAAAGUAUCUGUCCUUGACAGUAUGGUUCCCCCUAUACAGCUCUUCCCCGAGCUUUGGUGGUGCAAUGGUUAAGAGCUUGGCUGCUAACCAAAGUUAGUACUGCUAACCCAGCAGCACUGUAGAAGAAAGUCUGGCAAUCUGUGCUUCUGUAAAGAUUACAGCCAAGAAAACCCUACGGUUUGCUUCACGGGAGAAAGAUGUGGCAGCUCACUUCCGUAAAGAUUUACAGACUUGGAAACCCUAUGGGACAGUUCUACUCUGUCCUAUAGACUCGCUGAAUCAGAAUCGGUUCUGUGGCACUGGGGUUUUAUACAGCUCUUCUAGGAGAGCUCACCCGUUUCCAUUACUUCCACUGUCUUCUGUAGAUGACUCCUCAAUCAGCCUGUCUGAUGUUGGUACUACUGCAGACCUCUCUCUUCCAAGCUCAAUUCAGCCAUUUCUGUAUUUACCUGGACCUUUUGACUCUAUUUUUGCAAGCAUCCCUGAUGGCGCAAUGGUCCAAAAAUGUAUAGUUUUAGUUCUGCAAAUGAUUCUGGUGGUCCUGCAAGUCUGGAUAAAUCUAUUUUGAAAGUGGUAAUUAAUAACAAACUAGAGAAAAGAAUUAUUGGAGUCAUCAAUGAGCACAAAAAGCAAAAUAAUGACAAGGGAGUGAUUUCUGGAAGACUUACUGCCAAAAAAUUACAGGAUUUAUACAUGGCUUUACAGGCAUUUUCAUUUAAGACAAAGGACAUUGAAGAUGCUAUGACUAACACUCUCUUACAUGGAGGUGAUCUUCAUUCUGCCUUGGAUUGGCUCUGUUUAAACCUUUCGGAUGAUGCACUUCCUGAAGGAUUCAGUCAGGAAUUUGAAGAGCAACAACCUAAAAGUCGGCCAAAAUUCCAGUCUCAUCAAACACAAGCCAUUGUUUCACCUCCCGUGCAACCUAAAACCAGAAAACAGGGAGAAGAUUCCAAGAUUAAGCCAAAAAAGGAAGAAAAAAAUAUGGAAGCUAAUAUGAAAGAAUGGAUUUUGAGGUAUGCUGAACAACAAAAUGAAGAAGAAAAGAGUGAGAAUUCUAAAAGUUUAGAAGAGGAGGAAAAAUUUGACCCUAAUGAAAGGUACUUGCACCUUUCAGCAAAACUGUUGGAUGCAAAGGAACAAGCAGCUACCUUUAAACUGGAAAAAAACAAGCAAGGUCAAAAAGAGGCUCAAGAAAAAAUAAGGAAAUUUCAAAGAGAAAUGGAAACCUUAGAAGACCAUCCAGUAUUCAAUCCAGCCAUAAAGAUUUCACAUCAACAGAAUGAAAAGAAAAAACCUCCUUUGGCUACAGAAGGGGGAAGUGCUUUAAACUUUAAUUUAUUUGAAAAAUCUGCAGCUGCUACUGAAGAAGAGAAAGAUAAAAAGAAAGAACCUCAUGAUGUAAGAAAUUUUGACUAUACUGCUCGAAGCUGGACUGGAAAAUCUCCCAAACAAUUUCUGAUUGAUUGGGUCAGGAAGAAUCUUCCCAAGAGUCCAAACCCUUCCUUUGAAAAAGUUCCAGUAGGUAGAUACUGGAAAUGUAGGGUGAGGGUAGUCAAGUCUGAAGAUGAUGUCCUGGUAGCAUGUCCUACAAUUUUAACAGAGGAUGGCAUGCAAGCUCAGCACCUGGGAGCUACUUUAGCCCUUUAUCAUUUAGUGAAAGGGCAGUCAGUUCAUCAGUUACUGCCUCCCACUUACCGAGACGUUUGGCUAGAGUGGAGUGAUGCAGAAAAGAAAAAGGAAGAAUUAAAUAAAAUAGAAAGCAAUAAACCACGUGAUCUUUUUAUUGCCAAACUUCUGAAUAAAUUGAAAUUUCAGCAGCAGCAACAGCAACAACAGCAUUCUAAUAAUAAACGAGAAAAUUCUGAAGAUCCUGAAGAAUCUUGGGAAAAUUUAGUUUCUGAUGAGGAUUUUUCUGCACUGUCCAUGGAAUCAGCAAAUGCAGAAGAUUUGGAACCUGUCAGAAACCUCUUUAGAAAGUUACAAGGCACAUCUAAGUAUCAGAGACUUCUAAAGGAAAGACAACAGUUACCUGUCUUCAAGCACCGCAAUUUGAUUGUUGAAACUCUCAAGAGACACCGGGUAGUGGUUGUGGCAGGUGAAACAGGGAGUGGUAAAAGUACUCAGGUGCCACAUUUUCUAUUGGAAGAUUUGCUUCUUAAUGAACGGGGAACAAGUAAAUGUAACAUUGUCUGUACCCAGCCCCGAAGAAUCUCAGCAGUGAGUUUAGCGACAAGAGUAUGUGAAGAAUUGGGCUGUGAAAGUGGUCCUGGAGGAAGGAAUUCCUUAUGUGGUUACCAGAUCCGAAUGGAAUCUCGAGCUAGUGAAUCUACCAGGCUACUGUAUUGUACAACAGGGGUUUUGCUAAGAAAACUUCAGGAAGAUGGUCUUCUAACUAAUGUGUCUCAUGUUAUUGUAGAUGAGGUUCAUGAAAGAAGUGUUCAGUCAGACUUCCUACUGAUUAUCUUGAAGGAGAUUUUACAAAAACGUUCAGAUCUACACUUGAUUCUAAUGAGUGCCACUGUGGACAGUGAAAAGUUUUCUACAUAUUUCACACACUGCCCUAUCCUGAGAAUUUCAGGAAGAAGUUAUCCUGUUGAGGUUUUUCAUCUUGAAGAUAUAAUAGAGGAAACAGGCUUUAUAUUGGAGAAAGACUCAGAAUAUUGCCAGAAAUUUCUGGAGGAGGAGGAAGAAAUAACCAUUAAUGUUACAAGCAAAGCAGGCGGAAUAAAAAAGUAUCAGGAGUACAUCCCAGUUCAGACCGGAGCAAGUGCUGAUUUAAAUCCCUUUUACCAGAAGUUCAGCAGCCGUACUCAGCAUGCUAUUCUCUACAUGAACCCUCAUAAAAUCAAUCUGGAUCUCAUUUUGGAACUUCUGGUAUAUUUAGACAGAAGUCCCCAAUUCAGAAAUAUUGAAGGAGCAGUACUGAUCUUUUUACCAGGACUUGCUCAUAUUCAGCAGUUGUAUGAUCUCCUGUCAACUGACAGAAGAUUUUAUCCUGAACGAUAUAAAGUGAUAGCUCUGCAUUCUAUUCUUUCCACUCAAGAUCAAGCUGCAGCAUUCACAUUUCCUCCUCCAGGAGUCAGGAAGAUUGUUUUAGCAACAAAUAUUGCAGAGACGGGUAUCACCAUUCCAGAUGUUGUAUUCGUAAUUGAUACUGGAAGAACAAAAGAAAAUAAGUUUCAUGAAAGCAGUCAGAUGAGUUCUUUGGUUGAGACAUUUGUCAGUAAAGCUAGCGCUCUGCAGCGCCAGGGGAGAGCAGGACGGGUCAGAGAUGGCUUCUGCUUCCGAAUGUACACAAGAGAAAGAUUUGAAGGCUUUAUGGAGUAUUCUGUCCCUGAAAUCUUGCGUGUACCUUUGGAGGAAUUAUGUCUUCAUAUUAUGAAAUGCAGUCUUGGUUCUCCUGAAGAUUUCCUCUCCAAAGCCUUAGAUCCUCCUCAGCUUCAAGUGAUCAGCAAUGCGAUGAAUUUACUCAGAAAAAUUGGAGCUUGUGAACUAAAUGAACCUAAGCUGACUCCAUUAGGCCAACACCUUGCAGCUUUGCCUGUGAAUGUCAAGAUUGGGAAGAUGCUUAUUUUUGGUGCCAUAUUUGGCUGCCUUGAACCAGUGGCAACGCUAGCUGCAGUCAUGACAGAGAAGUCUCCUUUUACCACACCAAUUGGUCGAAAAGAUGAAGCAGAUCUUGCCAAAUCAGCUUUGGCUAUGGCAGACUCAGACCACCUGACGAUCUACAAUGCCUACCUGGGAUGGAAGAAAGCCCGACAAGAAGGAGGCUAUCGUUCUGAAAUGGCAUAUUGCCGGAGGAACUUUCUUAAUAGAACAUCACUGUUAACCCUAGAGGAUGUAAAACAGGAGUUAAUAAAGUUGGUCAGGGCAGCAGGAUUUUCAUCAUCCACAACUUCUAACAGCUGGGAAGGAAACAGAGCUUCACAGACUCUCUCCUUUCAAGAAGUCGCCCUUCUUAAAGCUGUUCUGGCCGCUGGACUGUACGAUAAUGUGGGGAAGAUACUCUACACAAAAUCGGUAGAUGUUACAGAAAAAUUGGCUUGCAUGGUGGAGACAGCUCAGGGCAAAGCACAAGUGCACCCUUCCUCUGUGAAUCGAGAGUUGCAAACUUACGGCUGGCUCUUACACCAGGAGAAGGUAAGGUAUGCCAGAGUGUAUUUGCGGGAAACUACCCUAAUCACCCCUUUUCCAGUUUUACUUUUUGGUGGUGACAUAGAAGUUCAGCACCGGGAGCGUCUUCUUUCUGUUGAUGGCUGGAUCUAUUUUCAGGCCCCUGUAAAGAUAGCCGUUAUUUUCAAGCAACUGAGAGUUCUUAUUGAUUCUGUUUUAAGAAAAAAGCUUGAAAAUCCUAAGAUGUCCCUUGAAAAUGACAAGAUUCUGCAGAUCAUUACAGAAUUGAUAAAAACAGAGAAUAAUAAUUGACAUUGAAACUCAAGGUCAGCUGUUUUAAAAUUCAACAUGAAGAUACAGUCAUGAAAUUAUAUGGACCAUCCCAUUAAGUAUCUCAGUACUUACAGUGUUGGUACUAGCCACAACUUAAACGUGGCAGAAAAAAGCACAUACUUUAAACAUGGGUAAUUUUCUAGCUCCUUUUUAAUGAUGAUGAUUCUCAAUGUAUUUGCCACUACAUUUACAAUAAAUUCUUUGGUAAUCA